Salmo salar (Atlantic salmon) is the source of this 2269-nucleotide messenger RNA. RefSeq names its product sorting and assembly machinery component 50 homolog B. Gene Ontology annotation, cellular component: outer membrane. Gene Ontology annotation, biological process: protein insertion into mitochondrial outer membrane; mitochondrial respiratory chain complex assembly. The record is from RefSeq and is a predicted model, not a curated record. Lineage: Eukaryota; Metazoa; Chordata; Actinopteri; Salmoniformes; Salmonidae.
UCCCGCCCACCUGUCAGUGACAAAGGCACAUGUUUGACCAAUCACUGUGCGUAGAGCAGGCUUCGCAAAGUGUCAUGGCGUCUCCCUUGAAGGGGGCUUGGACCUGGAAAAUCUAGCCAUUGUCAGUAGUGUCUUUCUUCUGUAAAAAGGCCUGUUAAAAAAAACAUUUACUUAUCAAACGGGAUAUUUUUCAAGACAAAGACGUCACCAUGGGGACUGUCCACGCCAGGAGUAUGGACCCUCUCCCGAUGCACGGUCGUGACAUGGGCGUUCAUCCCGACGACAUGAUUGAGAUGCAGGAGGCAGAACAUGAGACUAAACAGGAGGUCCUAGAAAACAAAGACGUUGUUGUCCAACAUGUCAACAUUGAGGGCUUGGGAAGAACCAAAGAGGAUCUGCUGGGCUAUGAAAUCUCAGAGGUCUUCGAUGCUAAAAACCUUAUUGAUGUCAUGAAGAAGUCUCAUAUUGCCAGACAGAAAUUGCUGCGUCUGGGCAUUUUCAAAGAGGUGGAGGUCGUCAUUGAUACAUCAGAUGGUGCGGAUGCGUUGCCCAAUGGUCUGGACGUGACGUUCGAGGUGACAGAGAUGAAGAGGCUGACAGGCAGCUACAACACCAUGGUCGGCAACAACGAGGGCAGCAUGGUGUUGGGUGUGAAGCUUCCUAACGUGUUUGGCCGUGCGGAGAAGUUAACCUUCCAGUUUUCCUACGGGACCAAGGAGACUUCCUACGGCCUGUCCUUCUUCAAGCCCCAGCCAGGCAACUUCGAACGCAACCUCACUCUAAACCUGUACAAAGUCACAGGCCAGUUUCCAUGGAGCUCCCUCAAAGAGACAGACAGAGGAGUCUCCACUGAGCUCAACUUUCCUUUGUGGAGGACCAACCACACUCUGAAGUGGGAGGGUGUGUGGAGGGAGCUGGGUUGUCUGGCACGCAGUGCCUCCUUCGCCGUGCGAGAAGAGAGCGGGCACACCCUCAAGUCUGCUCUCUCGCACACCAUGUCCAUUGACAACAGGAACUCUGCCAUCUUCCCCAAGAAAGGUGCCUUACUGAGGAUCAACCAGGAGCUGGCUGGCUAUACAGGCGGAGACGCAAGCUUCCUGAAGGAGGACUUUGAGCUGCAGGUCAACAGACGGCUGGUCUGGGACUCGGUCCUCUCUGCCUCCCUCUGGGGUGGGUGUCUCCUCCCCAUUGGAGGUAGACCGUCCUCCAUUGCUGACAGGUUCUAUCUGGGCGGUCCCACCAGUGUGCGAGGAUUUGGAAUGUACAGUAUCGGCCCACAGAGCGAGGGUGACUACCUGGGGGGAGAGGCAUACUGGGCAGGCGGGCUCCACCUCUACACUCCUCUGCCCUUCCGUCCGGGCCGGGGCGGCUUCGGAGACCUCUUCAGGACACACUUCUUCCUCAACGCUGGGAACCUGUGCAACCUCAACUACGGAGAGGGUCCAAGAGCACAUCUACAGAAACUGGCGGAGUGUAUGCGCUGGUCGUAUGGAGCAGGCAUUGUGUUGCGUCUCGGGAACAUCGCCAGGCUGGAGCUCAACUACUGCAUUCCCAUGGGGGUUCAGAGUGGGGACAGGAUAUGCGACGGCGUCCAGUUUGGAGCAGGAAUCCGUUUCCUGUGAUGUCAUCACCCUGCCGCCCGGGUCCAGCAGCAGAGAGCACAAUGGGAAAGGGAGAAGAGCAUUGUCACUUGUUAUCCGUUGAGUGUAACACUAGCUGUGGGAGCCUACCAGAAUGCACAGUCCUGGAGGAGUGCCCCGCCCCCUUUUUGAUAUCACCCACUAUGUUUGCUGUGUUACUUUUGCACCAACCAAUUACGUUUCUGGCCAAAGAGAUUUGGGCAUAUAUCUCCCCUGCCUUCCAGGACUGCUGCCUGCCCUAUCCAUAGGGAAGUGACUAUUGGUUUUGGUUCUAUAUUUAUUUUACCUUAUUAGAACUCUUGCCAACUGAUUUGUCAAUAGAAUCCUGUACAUGCCAAGAUGCUGAGGCAAUAGAAGGGAUCAAAUUUAAUGGGAGAACAUAUAACCAGCACUUUGUUUUGAUGACAGAACUCACUUAGCCCAUGGAAGGGAAUUGACAACUCAUGUCAAAACGGUCAGUUCUGCUAUUUGACGUGUAGAAUUGAGUUGACUCCCCCUCUCCACAGCAGCCCCUGUGAAUCUGAGUUGGGAACCCCAAGUGUGACCCACCACCAGUGCUCUUACUGUUAGUCUUCUUUUUAAUGUUGUCUAAGUUAAGUUACACAAUAAAUCACAUUUGUUCCCCUUAA